This is a messenger RNA of Episyrphus balteatus (marmalade hoverfly), 3114 nucleotides long. RefSeq names its product vacuolar protein sorting-associated protein 54 (gene scat). Bases 187 to 3018 code for a protein of 943 amino acids. Gene Ontology annotation, cellular component: GARP complex. The record is from RefSeq and is a predicted model, not a curated record. The transcript has 3 exons. Lineage: Eukaryota; Metazoa; Arthropoda; Insecta; Diptera; Syrphidae. Gene Ontology annotation, biological process: Golgi to vacuole transport; retrograde transport, endosome to Golgi. Gene Ontology annotation, molecular function: syntaxin binding.
CAAGAAACUUGCAAAAAAAAAAAAAAAAGAAGAAAAAUAUCCAAAAAAAGAAUUUUUCUCGUGUACAAUGUUUUAUAAAAAUCGCGUCUCCAGCAAAAUUCACAAUUUACAAAAAUAAUGUCCUCAAAAUUCUAUUGUUUGUGAACAAAUAUAGAACAAAAAAAUUUUUAAAAAUUCUGUAAUGUAAUGGCAAAUAAUCAAACAACUGGCAACAGCAGCACCUCCAACACUUGCACCACUAACAACAACGAAGUCAACACGAACAUCAUCACAAAAAAAGAUCCACAACUUCAAUCGCCACCAGCUUGGGAAUCAUGUUACUAUUGUCCAAUGGAAUCAUUUAAAUCUUCAUCGGAUUUUGUCAAACAUUUAAGAGAACGACAUUGUACAAAAGAAGGCGGCUCCUAUGUCUGUCGUUAUGGCUUCAAUGGCGUCUGUCCAUCGCUGCCUUUAGACGGCGUCUCCGAUCGUGACUAUGAAUCCCAUGUCACUCGCUAUCACGUCAAUCAGCCAAGUCGGGAGCCAGCUCCCGAAUGGUCAGUCUUUUCUGCUGCACAGAAUCUUCCCGCUGUCCUAAAUGAUCCCGGUCGUGGUAAGCAAGCUAAUCUUUUUACCAAGAAAUGGGGCGAUAGUUUCGUUGAGAAAGUCCAAAUUGGUAAUUCGCCUCAUCUCGAUGACAUUCAAUAUGUUGACUUUGAGAAUUAUGUAAAGAAAAUAGGGAAACGCUAUCGCAGGCAUGUUCGAAUGAGUGCGCAUCAACUACAACAGGAAAAGGAAGAUUCUAGUCAGCAAAACUAUCGAAGUCCAACUCGGGAAGGCCAAUUAAGUGAAAUCCCAGAUAUUUUUAUGAAAGCUAGUAUGGAUUUGAAUAAUCCACAAACAUUUGGUUCGGUCUUUCCGGGCAUUGGACAGGCUAACGAAGAGAGUAAACAAUCGGGUAGAUUGUUGCAGGAGAAAUUGUCUCAUUAUUUAGACAUUGUGGAAGUGAAGAUUGCUCGACAAGUAUCACAGAAAUCGGCAGCUUUUUUUCAUGCAAUGACAUCACAAGAUGCGAUAAUGGAACAAAUGCAAGAAGCUGCUGCAAAUGUACGUGAAUUGAGAGAGAGUUUGAGGGCUCUGAGUAAGACUGAGGUUGUGGAUUCAUUGAAAAUUGUACAAUUUGCUCAGCGGCGGAGGAAUUAUGAUCAAACGUUGGAUAAACUUUGUUUGAUGGCGACGGUGCAUAAGACACAGCCGAUGUUGCAAUUGUUAUUGGGCACACAGGAUUAUGUGGCGGCAUUGGAUUUGAUAGGAACCACCCAAGAAAUCCUCACACAAGAACUAGUCGGUGUGCACUGUUUUAAGCAUCUUCCCAUGCAGCUAACCGAAAUGGAGAAACUCAUCGAUAAAAUGCUAACCACCGAGUUUGAGCGUUUCGCCACAGCCGACUUGAAUCGACCAUUAUCAUCGACCAGCCCAAAUUCCGAUGAAGAAUUUGAUAAAAUCCUAGCCGAGGAUAAACUAAUCUGCAUUGUCAUGGGUUUGUUACGCAAAAAUAACUACUCCUUUAUUGAUACCUACAAAGAAGAGAGUAUCGUCACAAUUAGAGCGAUAAUCAAACAGCUGGUCAUCGAGGUGAUAGCUUCUUCCGAUGCUGAACUCUGUUUGACCGGUCAUGGAGAGGAGGCCCAAAGUUUAUCCAUAACCGAAUGGAUUGCUCUUCUCCAACGAGCCACAGUAGCUUUGUUAGAAGUUCUAAAUCGAGUAAAAGCUGUAACCACAAUAAUGUUAGAAACAGCCAAUGCAGCAUCAGGAAGAUUCGAUGGUGCUGUUAAUCUAAUGGAUUCAGAUGCAUUUCUCACCGAAACAGACUACGAGAAUGUUAAAGAGAAACUAAGUGAACUACUUCAAUCGGUUUGUAACUAUUGCCAUGAGCGCUGUGCGAAUCUUGUCUCCAGUCAGAGUUUGGAGAAAAGUGUGGCCACAGCUGAUGAAAUCGAAAAACUCACAGCGAUUGUUAAUGAAUUCAGUUCUGGCAGCGAGGCGAUAUCAGGAGCGCAGAGCGUUCCUUUGAAAGUUGCCGUAAAAGUGCAGGCAUCAAGAUUUGCCAAUCGAUUUCAUUCUGAGAGAAAACAAAAAAUGGCAUUGCUCUUGGACUCGGAGCGUUGGCGGCAAGUUGACAUUCCCAAUGAAUUCCAAAAGAUCAUCGAUCGCAUUGCAGAGAAUGAUUUUAGCUUUAGCAAGGCUCUGGAAUAUUCAACAUCAACAUCGAUUCAAUGCAAUGGAGGAAGCCCUGCCAGUCCAGUGCUACUCGUUGAGGGUAAACCAUUUUCUCUUGUCGGAGCAGCUCUCCUACUGGUGCAAAUGAUCAGUGAGUAUUGUAAAUGUGCCCUGCGUCUACCCAUAGUAGCAGGAUAUCUAUCGAGAAAUGUUGUAGACCUCUUGCGGACAUUCAACUCACGUUCGUGUCAAUUAAUUAUCGGCGCUGGGGCGCUACGAGUUGCCGGUCUCAAAACAAUAACAAGUGGCAAUUUGGCACUUGUGUCACGAGCUCUCCAACUAGUCCUCUGGCUAAUGCCCAAAGUUAAGGAGCAUUUUCGCUCUUUAGAUCCAACUUCGGUGUCCAGUUUCGAUACAAUCGAAAAAGACUUUAUCGGACACAUUAAGGAAAUUGAAAAUAAAAUCUAUGGAAUUGUCACUGAUCGUGUGGCCGCUCAGCUUUCUAGCUGGGACUCUCGACCACCCGUACCUUCACAAUCAUUUCGAAAUAUCUCUCGGCAUUUGGUUAAAUUGCACGAAGCUAUUGCACCAAUUCUUCCUGAACAACAAAUUCAUGCCAUUUAUCGAAUUGUUCAUAAAAAUUUCAAAGACAAAUUAAAAGAACAACUUCUCAAGAAUAACAUUAUAAACAAUGGCGGCCCACAACAUGGAGUUGUCACAUCGGAGUUGACUUUUUAUAUGGAGACACUAAGGACAUUGAAAGCGUUACCCGCUGAAGAGAUGGGCGAGGAUUCCAUGGAGGAUAUUUGGAUUUUUUAGCAAAACUACUAGAAUUAAGGAUUUUUAUUUUUUUCUUUAAAAAUAAAAUUAAAUUAAGAAAUAAUAAUAAAAUCCCCCCCUUUAUGUAGCUUAUGA